Prosopis cineraria is the source of this 750-nucleotide messenger RNA. RefSeq names its product pathogenesis-related protein 1-like. The record is from RefSeq and is a predicted model, not a curated record. The transcript is spliced from 2 exons. NCBI's taxonomy places the organism in Eukaryota, Viridiplantae, Streptophyta, Magnoliopsida, Fabales, Fabaceae. Bases 1 to 750 code for a protein of 249 amino acids.
AUGGCUUGCAUCUUAUCCGGUAGAGGAGAGCAUAGAAGAGAAAUCUUCGUCAGGGUGAGAUCGCCAAAGGUGGCAGGAAAAUGUUUAGAGAAAAUGGCUCAGACUUCUCAUGGUGGUCCAUUCUCACCAUCUCCAGCAACCAAAACUCCAUCUUCUUCAUUCACACUGGAGAAAAACAUAUAUCCAAACAUGGUUAUACCUAAAAAGGCCUCAAUCAUCCCACUAGUGCUGGCUUUGAUCGUAGCCACGUCCUACGCCCGAAACUCACGGCGAGAUUUUCUCAGGGCUCACAACAGGGCUCGAGACGAUGUCGGGGUUGGUCCCAUGAGAUGGGACCCAGACUUAGCCAAAUACGCACAAGACCACGGCAACAAGCUCAAGGUAAGUUGCAGGAUAGUGCCGUCCGCUGGCCCUUACAGCGAGAACCUCGCACGGAACCGCGGCGACCUUACAGCAUCCAGGGCGGUGAAUAUGUGGGUGUCGGAGAAGCCAAACUAUGACUACGAGUCGAACUCUUGCAAGGGAGGACCGUGCCUGCAGUAUACUCAGGUGGUUUGGAAGAAAUCGAUUUGGCUCGGAUGUGCUAAGGUUCGGUGCGACAAUGGACUAGGCACCAUCAUCAUUUGCAUCUAUAACCCAAAAGGGAACAUCAAAGGGAACGUCCUUAUGAUGUUUCAAUUUCAAGUGCCCUCGAGCUUUGAGAAUGAUGAUGGAAUAAAUAUAUGUUGCUAUUGUGGAUUAAUGAAAUAA